Messenger RNA from Penicillium longicatenatum, 1500 nucleotides. Its product is annotated as MFS transporter. Lineage: Eukaryota; Fungi; Ascomycota; Eurotiomycetes; Eurotiales; Aspergillaceae. The transcript is spliced from 4 exons. Bases 1 to 1500 code for a protein of 499 amino acids. Gene Ontology annotation, cellular component: membrane. Gene Ontology annotation, molecular function: transmembrane transporter activity. Gene Ontology annotation, biological process: transmembrane transport. The record is from RefSeq and is a predicted model, not a curated record.
AUGAUGCCAGGCGUGGCUAUGGGCUUUGAAGGGCAUGAUAUGAACCACGACGCAGAAAAUACGAUUGCGACGGACAACAAUAUGGAGUUUGAACGACGUUCAAUCGCACCGGAUUCUCUCACGGAUAUCGACGAAAAACAAGAUGCAUCCCCCUAUCCACCACCGAAAACUUUUCCACACGAACUGGCUUUCGUCAUCGUUGUCUGCGCCGCCCAGCUCAUGACACAAGCCGGUCUGGCAUUAUCGAUUGCACCCCUGAAACAAAUCAGCAACAGUUUUGACAGCACCCCGCAACAACUGACAUGGGCUUCGUCAGCAUACAGUCUGACAGUCGGGACAUUCAUCCUAGUGUCCGGAAGACUGGGUGACGUGUAUGGCCACCGAUUGAUGUUCAUCGUUGGUUUCAUGUGGUUCGCACUCUGGUCUCUUCUGGCCGGUUUCUCCGUGUGGUCAAACUCCAGGUUCUUAGAUUGCUGCCGUGCCUUCGCAGGCAUUGGCCCUGCCAGUCUACUUCCCAAUGCAGUCGCCAUCUUGGGAAGAACAUACCCACCCGGCAAGCGAAAGAGCAUGGUGUUCUGUAUGUUCGGAGCUGUGGCCCCAGGGGGGUUCAUCAUUGGCGCAACAUUUUCGUCAUUGAUUGCUGAGAAGCUGUGGUGGCCCUGGGCAUAUUGGAUUUGCGCAAUUGCGUGUUGUAUGUUUGCAGUCCUUGGAUUCCUGGUGAUUCCUCAUAUGCCACAAGAAAAGCCAAGGCCAGAACUCUCCACCCUUGCUCGACUGGACGGACUCGGGGCUACGCUCGGUAUCUCGGUUGUGGGAAUUUUGAUUAUUGGGACUUUCCUUUAUGUAGAAAGCAAGGCUGCGUAUCCAUUGCUGCCUCGUUCAGUCUUCAAGGGUGAGACUGGCUGGGUCCUUGGCUGUAUAUGUGCGGGCUGGUCCUCGUUUGGCGUUGUAGUAAUCUACUACUACGCUAUCAUGACCAACAUCGAACUAAACAGUGGGCUUCUUGUGACGGCCAAGUUUUCUGGUGUUGCCGUUUCAGGUGCCAUCGCGGCUGUGGUUACUGGACUACUUCUCGGAUACCUUCCAGCCUGCGUAAUAAUGUUCAUCGCCAUGGUGGCUUUCGCAGCAGGCCAGGCGUUAUUGGUUUCGCUGCCCAUAGGCCAGAUUUACUGGGCCAACGCCUUCUUGAUCGCAAUUAUCACACCUUGGGGAAUGGAUAUGUCCUUCCCGUCCGGUAUCUUGAUUUUGAGUAACGCCAUGCCAGCGGAAGACCAAGGUGUUGCCGGUUCGCUCGUGACCACGGCUGUGAACUACUCGAUUUCCUUGGGAUUGGGCGUUGCUGGAGUGGUGGAGAGCUACGUCAAUGACAAUGGCCAAGACGUCCUCAAAGGAUAUCGUGGAGCCUCAUAUAUGGGUCUUGGCUUUGCUGGGUUGGGUGUCAUGGUUGCGACCAGUUUUAUGAUUGUGACUUGGAAGAGGUCAUCCAAGAAAAGCCUGUAA